Mytilinidion resinicola is the source of this 1780-nucleotide messenger RNA. Its product is annotated as BSD-domain-containing protein. Bases 250 to 1461 code for a protein of 403 amino acids. Gene Ontology annotation, cellular component: cytoplasm. Lineage: Eukaryota; Fungi; Ascomycota; Dothideomycetes; Mytilinidiales; Mytilinidiaceae. The transcript has 3 exons. The record is from RefSeq and is a predicted model, not a curated record.
UUACAAGCCCUCGUCGUGUGUCGCGACAUUCAGCCGAAUAUAGUUGUGACCUCAUUCUACCUCGCGCUCUGGUCGCAAGCAUCGUAGCAAAUCCCGCUAGUCCCGCUCCUCCGCAUCCAGGCGGCGAGUUCACUGUUGAAGCUUCACACUUCACACUUCACACCACCAUCCGCCCUCACGACGCCGCGCCCGCUAUAUCUCUAGGCCUACUACACCUUCCACCGUUGCUGCCCCUCAUCGCGCACAGCAAUGGACAGCGCGUACGACCACAUCCAGGAAGAAAGCUACCCGGACGACGAGCCCCGCGCCCAGGACAGCUCCCAACGCCAGAGCGCCGACUUCAAUUCGGAGAUUCAGGAGGCUUACAAGGCUAUAUCCGCCAGCCCGUGGGCCGCACGCUUGGGUGGCUUCCUAGGGACUGUCAAGAAGCAGGGCGAGCAAUACUACGAUGGCGCCCGCAAGGAAGCUGCUGCUGCCAGUGAGCAGGCCAGCAAGGGCUUGACCUCCAUCAUAAGCCGAACUCGCGCGGUUUCUAUUCAACAGCCCGAAUCAGAGGCCAGCUCUUCAAAGGAUGCGUCGACCGCAGAACCCUCAUCCCCGCCACACCCCGACCGCCCUGAAUCACUACCGGCAGACAUUGUCAAGGAAGCCGAGGGCAUCCUCGCGCGCUUCAAAUCCGAGGCUGCUAAGCGGUUGAAGGACAUCGAGAAGGCAGAAGACGCAGCGGACGAAGCCCUGCUGAAAUUCGGCACCAACAUCCGGAGUUUCCUGCGCGAGGCCGUCACAAUUGCGCCGCCGGACGCCCAAUCCUCGUCCGAUGACCCUACCAAGGUGCUCUUCGAGAGCAAAGACUCGGAGGGCAAGCGUGUGAUCCAUACGACCCGCUUCGAUGCCCAGCUACACGUCAUCCACUCCUCCCUCGACAGCUUCCUCAAGGACCCGGUGAGCCCGGAAUGGGCGGGUUGGGCCGACAAGUUCGACAUCGACGGCAAGACCGACGCGAUUUCCAAAGACCUAGAGAAGCACGAGGAGUUAAGGCGAGCAAUGGAGAAGCUCGUACCAGAAAAAGUCGAGUACGCCCAGUUCUGGAAACGGUACUAUUUCCUCCGCCACGUAAUCGAGAGCGAGGAGCAGAGGCGGCGAGAGAUGCUGAAAGCUUCCGCAGCCGCCCCCUCCGACGAAGAAAUCGGCUGGGACGAAGACUCCGACGACGACUCCCCCACCCCGCACCCUCACCCCCUCGCCGCGUCCAAAGAAACCCUCAAGCCCGGCGAGAACCCACACUCGGACCUCCUCAAGCCCGAGGCCGCGCCCCGCCACUCCAACGAUGGCCACUCCCAGGCCGACAGCGACGCGAGCUACGACCUCGUGAGCGGUGCGACGAGCCGCGCGCCGGGGAGUCCAAAAGACGCGAAAAAGGAGACUGUGAACGAGGAAAGCGAUGAGGAGGAUUGGGAAUGAAGAGUUAGCGGCUUUGCUAGGUUUGUGGGCGGCUCUGUAAGGUGUAGCUGCUGUGGUUGUGGUAAUCUUCGAUUGAUUGCGGUUUGGGCGCGCCCUAUGCGCGGUGUUUCUGGCGUUGUAGCUUGCUAGGAUUUCUUCGGCGAGGAUUCCGUUGCUUUGGGAUUGUCUUGCGCCACCUAUACCUCCUAGUGCCUUGCGUUAAGAAAUGCAUAAUCAGGUCCUCUUCAAGAAAUCAGACAUAAGACGUAAUGUUGUGAAGAACAGAAGCAAGUGGUAUCUUAUUGGGACUCCGUAUCUCAUGAACACAUAGCAUCUAACC